GGGGUCCCUGUCUCGGAAUGCAGACUCUUUCUCCUUUAAGCACGAGUUGAGACGGCCCGGUGGGAGUGGUCUAGGGCUGGUGAAGGAAGAAGGAAGAGUAAGAGGAAGUGAAUGAAAAGGCGCUUCUACUGUAGCCAUUUAGGACUGCCUCUGCUCCCCUGCGGCUCUUAAUUCCUUUUCCCCCGGGAUUUUGACGGCUCAAGCAGCUGCUAUCCUGACAUCUGAGAGGCUACACUGAAGGUUCCACUGAGACACGGUUUUCCAGAAGUGACUCUACGAUGGAUCAGCAUGGUACCUGGAACAUGGACAAUCGACAGACCAGCUUGCUGCUGUACAACUUUCUGCAAUGUUCCAGUAACACCCUUUUCCAAGCGGAGCUGAAGGAGCUGGGCAGUGAGCUGACCAGAGAGGUCUGCCAGGAUGGUCAUUUGGAGGACGACUAUGAGCUGCAGACAGAUGGCAAUCGGUGCUAUUUUGAGGGUUCCAGAGCAGAGGGGUUAGAUUCAGAAAGGCAAGAGGAGAUUAUCCGGCAAAUAGCAGUACAGCUUGCUCAGAUUGGGGACAAGAUGGAAAAUAGCAUCCAGCCCAACUUGGUGAAUGACCUGAUCCAGCAGCUCAGGAAUGUGAAUCUGCCAGCUGAGGACAAGAGAAGAUUCCUGGCUGCUACUAUGGAAAAAGUUAUGCAGAUGCAGACAGUUUCUCUGGACCUUGGGCAAGAGAAAGCUACACUAUUGCUAACAAUGCUGUUGGCUAAAAAAGUUAUGACCCAUGCCCCAUACUUGUUCCGAAGCAUCUUUUACAUCACUGUAGAUUACAUUAACCAGAACCUCCUUACAAGGAACUUAACCAGACAUGAUGUGAACUGAAAGGAUUACCUUGCAAAGGCCAUUUAUCCUAACAUUUGGACUAUUUAAAACCUGCUUUUGGGAAAGCAGUCCAGUGUCUGAUGGAAGAGAAAAAGAGAAAAUAUUUUUAGAUGCUAUGUUUUAAGAAUAAAGACAUGAUAAACAUA
Trichosurus vulpecula (common brushtail) is the source of this 1012-nucleotide messenger RNA. RefSeq names its product BH3 interacting domain death agonist (gene BID). The transcript has 7 exons. The coding region runs from base 279 to 866 and encodes 195 amino acids. Lineage: Eukaryota; Metazoa; Chordata; Mammalia; Diprotodontia; Phalangeridae. Gene Ontology annotation, cellular component: cytoplasm; mitochondrion; cytosol. Gene Ontology annotation, biological process: positive regulation of extrinsic apoptotic signaling pathway; positive regulation of intrinsic apoptotic signaling pathway; apoptotic mitochondrial changes. The record is from RefSeq and is a predicted model, not a curated record.